UUCACAUCCUCCAUUAUUCUCUCACAUAUAUACAUACUCCAAACCGAAGCAAACAAAAGAAAAAUCAGGGCAACCCAACCUCCAUUAUUUCGCCCACUCCAUCCAAAAACUCAACUACUUUUACGUUUCUUGAUUUCACGUUAACCAUGCCGGGACCCCAUCUGAACGGAGCAUAUUACGGCCCAUCAAUUCCGCCGCCGUCAAAAACCUACCACCGCCCAGGCCACGGCGGCGGGUGCUGCUGCAACCCAUUCAGCUGCUGCUGCGGCUGUCUCUUCAACUGCAUCUGCACUUGCAUCUUCCAGAUACUCUGCACUCUUUUGGUCAUUGUUGGUGUCGUAGCCUUUGUCCUCUGGUUUAUCCUCAGACCCAACAAAGUCAAUUUCCACGUCGCUGACGCCUCACUUACCCAAUUCGAUCUCUCCACAAAAAACAGUACCCUUUACUACGAUCUUGCUCUCAAUGUCUCCAUCAGAAACACCAAUAAACGAAUUGGGAUUUACUAUGAUUCCAUUGAAGCUAGGGCUUUGUUUCUUGGCCGGAAUUUCUCCAGUACAAAUCUUGAACCGUUUUAUCAGGGUCACAAGAAUACUACAGAUCUGAAAAUAGUGUUCAAGGGUCAGAAUUUGAUUAUGCUAGGGGAUAAAGAGAAAUCUGAUUACAAUGGGGAGAAGGAUUCUGGGGUUUAUGCGAUUGGAGUGAAGCUUUACAUGCGGAUUAGGCUCAAGUUUGGGUGGAUCAAAACCAAGAAAAUUAAGCCGAUUAUUAUGUGUGAUUUGAAGGUUCCUUUCAAGUCUAAUGGUACAACAUCUUCUGGUACCACUUUUGAGAGAACCCAAUGCCAUCUUGAUUGGUGAUCUUACUUCUACUUUGGUAGUCUUCUUGAUCUUGGAGUUUAUUUCUUUUAUUUUUUUAAGUGUUUUAUCUCUCGAUAUUCUUUGGAUAUUAGGGGAUAUAUUUGAAAUUGGGCUAUUUUCCCUUUUUUUAGUAUCGUUUUUGGACUAUUGAAAUACUAUUCAUCCACAGACAAUGGUAUGAUCUUACUUUUUG
Messenger RNA from Nicotiana tabacum (common tobacco), 1050 nucleotides. Its product is annotated as NDR1/HIN1-like protein 10. Lineage: Eukaryota; Viridiplantae; Streptophyta; Magnoliopsida; Solanales; Solanaceae. Gene Ontology annotation, cellular component: plasma membrane; plasmodesma. Gene Ontology annotation, biological process: defense response to other organism. The record is from RefSeq and is a predicted model, not a curated record.